CCCUUCCGUCCAAGUACAGUCAAACCCUGUUUCCUUUCUUUCCUCGAUAACGAACUGUUGGGAGAUCGAUUGGAAUCCUCCAGCGCGCAGGAAGAACGACCCAAAAGGAAAGCCUGUGUUUCGGCUCAUCUACACUGACUGGGAGCAAGACGGAC
Molecule: messenger RNA, 155 nt
Organism: Amoebophrya sp. A25
Lineage: Eukaryota; Dinophyceae; Syndiniales; Amoebophryaceae
Source: the annotation of a GenBank genome assembly